AUGUGUUCAAAUCCCAUAUGUUCAAUUGUCUUGUCAAAUAAUUAUAAAAGUUCAUUCUUAUUAUCCGAUAUAGUUUGUUAUUUGUUUUUAUUGUUAUUAGAAAAAAUUAUAACAUCAAGUAAAGAAGUCUUAUCAAUAAACAUGGAAAACUCCCUUCAUUAUAUAGAACUUUCUAAGAAUCCCAUAAGAUUCGAUUCAGUUAGUCAACUAACAAAUGUAUUCUUCGAUGAAUCCAACAAACAGAUUUUCGCCAUACGCUCAAAUGGCACCACAGGAGUCGUCGUCAAAGGCCCAACUGAAUCAUCUGUGAUUUCAUUUUGUAUGAACGAUCGGGGACCAAUUAGUUCGAUAAAAUUCUCCCCUGACAACCAAGUGCUAGCCAUUCAACGACGUGAUAAUUCUGUAGAGUUUAUAUGUUUCCAAGGCGAUCAGCCUCUUCUCGACAAGAUCAUAGUUCAUCAAGUUAAAAAUCCAAUCUAUGGAUUCGUUUGGGUGCAUACUCGGGAGUGUGCUCUCAUUUCAAUCACAGGGGUAGAAAUCUACACCGUUGUGGCUGAAAAGAGGCAGGUAAAACUUGUUAAGGCUUUAGCAAUGGCAGUGAAAUGGUUUGCCUGGUGCUCCGAAGGCAACAUAGCUUUGUUUUGCUCACCCGAUAAUAACAACCUGACUCCGAUCAUUAUCAAACAAAAGACUAUAACGAAACUUUCUAAACUAGAGUUGGGUAAUCCCAAUCGAGAAGUUCCCGAAAGUAAAGUAACUCUCAGUCAGGUUUAUGGGACUCUUGCUGUGCUAAUUCUUCAAACAAACCCAAAUGGCAUGAUGGAGGUCGAGGUGUACCUUCUGAAUGGUCCCGGAUUAGCUCCUAGGAAGUGUCAUAUCCUUCGUUUGGGACAUAGUGGACGUUUUGCCAUCAAUACUGUGGACAAUUUGAUUGUUGUUCAUCAUCAGGCUUCUUCGACAUCAUUGUUGUUUGAUAUUGCUUUGAGUGGAGAGACUUUCGAUGGAAUCACUUAUCAUGCUCCAAUAACAGCUGGACGUUCAAUAAGACCUUUUGCAUUGAAAAUACCAAGCAUUUCACUUGAUGAACGGACAAUGCAGUGUUCAUUGUAUUCUACUAACUGGGUGCUUUUUCAACCUAAUAUUGUGAUUGAUGCUAAGCUCGGAUGUAUGUGGUAUUUAUAUUUAAAAAUGGAACCACUUUGCUCGCUCAUAACGGACCGAGUAAGAUUGGUGGAGUUCUUACUGCAGCGAACAUGUGGAAAGCCAAUUUUGCUUAAGGUCCUCAAACAGUUGGUUGACGAGCAAUUCAAUGGAACACUUUUACCAAUUUUGGAGAGUAUUUUUGACAAAAUAAAUGAAGUAUAUGAAUCUUGGGUGCAACUACAACUCCAGACACAAACAGCUCAACCCUCGACUGUUAAGACCCUUCCCAAGUUGCCAGCACCUCCACGGGUUCUCAUCGAUCAAAGUGACAUGCACAAUUCUGUCUUCACACUCAUUGCCGAACGAUCCUAUACGGAAACGGUUCUAAUACUAUAUUUGCAAUCCUUGAGCAAACACAACAUUGCCGCUCAAGAAGAUCUAAGCAAAAUGAUUAUCACUGAAUUGAUAAGAAAUCGUAAUUUCGAUACUCUUCGGAGAUUGGUUGAAUUCUCGCUCAUAAUGGAAUCCAAACCAAUUGCAUGUUUUUUACUUUCAUACUCCAAUAUAAAUCCUGCAAUAUCACAAAUUGCUCUUGAUAUGCUGAGUAAAAUAAAAGCAACUGAGAUUAUUAUCGAAGUACUACUCGGACAAGGAAAAGUUGUUGAUGCACUUAGAUUGGCAAUCAAUUUAGCUGAUGGUGAAACUAUUUCCGCUCGAAAAUAUCUCGAAGCUGCUCAGAAAUCCAAUGAUGAUUUAGUUUUCCAUACUGUUUUUACGUAUUUUAAAUCGAGAAAUAUGCGUCAACGUGGAUCGCCUGAAUUCUUGAAAAGUGAACAGUGUUAUGAAUUUAUGACGUACUACAACAACUUAUACAACCCAGGACACAGUUCUUCUGAAGUAAGAUAAAGUUUCUGCAAUAUUUUAUAGUUUUAAAAAAUGUUCUUUGUAUAUUAUUUAUGUAUUAUGUUAAUCGUUUAAUAAAUUGACUAUAUUUUAUGAUCUCUA
Molecule: messenger RNA, 2148 nt
Organism: Eupeodes corollae
Lineage: Eukaryota; Metazoa; Arthropoda; Insecta; Diptera; Syrphidae
Gene: Bulli
Product: regulator of MON1-CCZ1 complex
Exons: 7
Coding region: 1-2049 (682 amino acids)
Biological process (GO): regulation of autophagy
Cellular component (GO): Mon1-Ccz1 complex; late endosome membrane; lysosomal membrane
Molecular function (GO): protein binding
Source: RefSeq, a predicted model, not a curated record